AUGACAGCCCCAAGUCCCGUCUGGGCAGUCCAGGACAUCGUCUAUGGUAAACAUGAUAUCGUUUUUCGAAUAGAGAUUUCCCCCGAGAACUUCGUCAACUCGCAGACAUCUUUCAGCAAGUACGCGCGAUAUAUUAACGACAUGUUUGACCGAGACUGCAAAACCACAUACGAUGAAUUCUAUGACUGGGUUGUAGCUCCAUUCCUUCCUAUUCUUGCUGAAGUUCAAGCAUCGCCAUUGGAUGGAAGAGCUUUCACACUUCGUGAUUACCUCGAACCGGAAACAUAUUACUUGCAGCUUUACUUCGUCGAUGAGAGGAUGGAACCCCGGUUCGACUAUGAUGUUCAAAUGCCGCUACGCGAACCGGGCGUUUACAUAGGCGACGUGGCCCUUCACCCCGGUUGGAGCGAAUACACACCAGAAACAGUACAACAGUGCCUCAGCGACGGUCAAUAUGGAUAUUCUAAGCACCCAAGGAAGGUUUGUGUCGAUGGAAAGUUAUGUUUCUUCAAGAAGCCCCGCAGCAAGCGAGAGCUCCUCCGACUGAGCAACAAUUCGCAAGUACGUGUACCUCGGCUUAUCGGUGUGGUAUAUGCUGGUCAGCACUGCCGUCAUGCUAUCGGUAUUUUGUUAUCGUUGGUAGACUGCGACAAUCGUACCCUUUCAUGUGCACUACAUGGUGAAGUCGCAAUUGCGCAACGGAGGAAAUGGGAGGAGCAAAUUACUACGACUGUGGAAUUAUUGCAUGAGGCUGACAUUAUUUGGGGAGACGUAAAGCCGAACAAUGUGUUGAUAGACAGGAACGAGGAUGCAUGGGUGAUCGAUUUCGGUGGUGGAUACACGCCAGGAUGGGUGGAGAAAGAGCACAUGGAGACAAUAAAAGGCGAUAGAGAUGGCCUUUCGAAAAUCAAGGAUAGAAUAUACUCACACGAUGGCAGCGAAGAAGGGGGAAGAGCCUCACAAGGAGAUGGGACGUAUUAG
Messenger RNA from Aspergillus vadensis CBS 113365, 981 nucleotides. RefSeq lists its product as uncharacterized. Gene Ontology annotation, molecular function: protein kinase activity; ATP binding. The transcript is spliced from 3 exons. NCBI's taxonomy places the organism in Eukaryota, Fungi, Ascomycota, Eurotiomycetes, Eurotiales, Aspergillaceae. Gene Ontology annotation, biological process: protein phosphorylation. The record is from RefSeq and is a predicted model, not a curated record. Bases 1 to 981 code for a protein of 326 amino acids.